Molecule: messenger RNA, 3028 nt
Organism: Neocloeon triangulifer
Lineage: Eukaryota; Metazoa; Arthropoda; Insecta; Ephemeroptera; Baetidae
Product: metabotropic glutamate receptor 2-like
Exons: 12
Coding region: 138-2825 (895 amino acids)
Biological process (GO): regulation of synaptic transmission, glutamatergic; G protein-coupled glutamate receptor signaling pathway
Cellular component (GO): membrane
Molecular function (GO): group II metabotropic glutamate receptor activity
Source: RefSeq, a predicted model, not a curated record
CGGCGGUGCGCACUAAAGACGAGCAUCACCCCCACACGUCACUUGUUCUGUGGCGGGCGGGCGGCGCCGACGUCACCGAAAGGAGGCCGCCGUUGACAAUUGGGCCUUUUUAUCGGAGCGGCGCAUUAGCGUGCGACAUGCCGCCGCGGCCGGAGCUGCUCCUCGUCUUCGGCCUCCUCACCGCUGCCGCCGCCGCAGCGUCCACGACCAGGGACAACUUCCUCAACCUUGAAGGUGAACUCGUCAUCGGCGCCUUUUUUCCCAUUCAUCGAAAGGGGCCUGAUGGCGAACGGUGCGGAGCUCUGCAGAUGGAAGAUGGGCUGCAGCCACUGGAGGCCAUGCUGUUCACCGUGCAGCAGGUCAACGACGACCCCGACUUGUUGCCGGGGGUGCGACUCGGCGUGGCCGCCUUCGACUCGUGCGACAACCCGGCCUACGCCAUGGAACAGGCCCUGCACUUUGUCAAAGGAUUCAUCGCGCACAACAAUGCGCACCACUCUGAGGAGCCCGAGUACCGGUGCUCGGAUGGCAAAGCGCCCGAGUACUACGAUUCCAACUUGGAGCGCAUCGUGGCCGUGAUCGGCGGCCAGAGCAGCUCCGUGUCCAUCCAGGUGGCGACCCUGUUGAAGCUGUUCGGGGUGCCGCAGAUCAGCUACCUGUCCACGUCACCGGCUCUCAGCAACAAAGAAAAGUUCCCCUACUUCUUCCGCACGGUGCCCAGUGAUGUGAACCAGGCGCACGCCAUGCUCGAGAUUCUCAGACACUUUAAGUGGCAGAGGGCGGCAGUGAUUUAUUCAAACACGGAGUACGGGAAGCACGGAUACGAGAUGCUGAUGUCGCUGGCUGCAAACUACAGCGUGUGUUUUUCGGUGGAGCGGCGCAUUGAGCGCGAGAGCGCCCACGACACCGACAUCGAGGAGGCCAUGCUGGACAUCCUGAAGCGCAAACAUCUGCGCGUGGUGGUUGUGUUCGCCGAAAAGGCUUCGGCGCACCGCCUGCUGCGCUACGCCAAAGCCAACAAGCAGGCCAGCGAGCUCGUCUGGAUCAGCUCCGACUCGUGGCGCCGACUUGACGACUCCGGAGCCAACCCUGUGAAAAAUGCAGUGGCCGUGCAACCUUUGGCGCGAGAGUUGCGCGGUUUCGACGAGUACAUCGAGAGUCUGCGUCCGAGCAAUCACAGCCAGGUGAACCCUUGGUUCAACGCCACCUGGGAGGAAUUGUUUAAGUGCAACGCCUCCACUUGCGACCCGAACCCUGAAAAAGGUUUGACGCACCUGGUCAACUAUCGCCAGCAGAAUUAUCUGCACUUCAUAAGGGACGCGGUUUACGCCGUCGCCCACGCUCUGCACAAACUGCAUCAGGAGCUGUGCGAAGGUAAGCCGGGAAUCUGCCCUGAAAUGACACACCUCAACGAGGAAGGGUUCUUGAACGCUCUGAAAAACAUCACCUUCAUGGAUGAAGGUGGUCAACCCUUUCGAUUUAUGGAUGGCAGAGAUGGACCUCCAAGGUACUCCAUCCUGAGUUACGCCUACGAAGGUCCGACCAACCACAUGUGGAAGGUGGUUGGUAAUUUUUCUUUGACCUCAGAGGGAGGUCCUCAGCUGCACCUGGACGAGUCGGCAGUUCCGUUUUUGGCAUUGGGAGACAAACACAGCUGCAGUCCUCAGUGUGGAGAACACCAGAUUCUAGUCAAAGAUUCCAAUGAUGUCUGUUGCUGGACCUGCAGUCGCUGCAGCCGCUACCAAAUCCAGUUGGGCCCUUCAUUGUGCCAAGACUGUGAUAUGGGGACCAUGCCUGACCCUUUGUUGAGCAAGUGUGUGCCCAUUCCAUUGUCCGUGUUGGACCCUUACAGCGCCAGCUCACUUACAGCCAUGGUCAUUGCGUCCUUUGGACUCAUUAUGACUGCCUUUGUUGGGUGCGUUUUCUUUAGGUUUGGACACACUCCUGUGAUAAAAGCGUCUGGUCGGGAACUGAGUUGGCUGCUGCUGGCCGGCAUUGCCGCUUCCUUUCUCCUGACCUUCCUGGCCGCCUUUGCGCACCCGGCGCCAUUUCCGUGCGGCGCCUUCCGAUUUCUGCUUGGCUUUUGCCACACUCUCUGUUACGCCGCCAUUCUGGCCAAGACAAGCAGGGUGGCGCGCAUUUUUGGCCAAAAAGCGAACCACAAGGCAAGGUUCACCAGUCCAGAGGCACAGUUGGUGCUCGUGGCCGCCAUGACCUCCGUCGAAGCUGUCAUCCUCUUCAUCUGGCUUCUCCUGGCGCCCCCAACUGCCGUCCAUGUGCACCCUAACAAGGGAUCAAGAUUAUUGGUUUGUGCCGGCUUAGACUCGGAUCACGCCUAUUUGGUGGCGCUGGCGUACCCUUUGACCCUGGUGGCCGCCUCAACUGUGUACGCCAUCAAAACGAGAAAAGCCCCCGGCGGGUUCAACGAGGCGAGGGCCGUGGCCUUCACCAACUACACGACGGCCCUACUGUGGCUGGCCUUUGUUCCUCUCUACGUGGUCAGCUCGAGUCACUCCGUCAGGGCGUUGACCCUGUCCAUCUCUCUGUCCCUGAGCGCCCUGGUGCAGCUGGCGUGUCUGUUCGCGCCCAAGGUGUACACGGUGCUGUGGCGGCCGCAGAAAAACACCAAGGAGGGUGUCAUGACGCACCACCGCAGCUCCAGUCUGGCGCCCACACCAUCCCCUGCACCCCUCCACGCACCAUCAGCUCCCUCAGAGGGAAGCGUUGAACUGAGAUUAGGAGCAGAUCAGUCUAAACAAAAAUGGAGAUGUUCGACCAAAGAAAUGGUGCUCAGUCCAUCCAGCCUGCAAGUGAACAAGUUCUAGUCACAUGAUUUUGAAAUACAAAAAUACAGACAUACUCAAGCGAUAUCUCUUUGUUGUGCAUAGAAAUGUGUGACGCUUAAAAUGAAUCUCAUACAAGUUGUUAUAUUUACAUUGUAAGUUAAAUUAGAUAAUUAUGUAAUAAAAAUUUUGUGCUGAUUCAGAAAUAAAUGAUAAUUUUGAUCAAAAAUCGUCUACUUUCUUCA